UAACAGUCACGCUCGUCAAUCUAACCUUGCCUUCGCUGCGUACUGCGCACCUUCUCUCUUUUCCCCAAUUCCCCUUUCAACACAAGAUUGAUAAACAUCAUCCACCUAUGUAAUAUAAAAAAAUAAAAAUAAAAAAUUUAAGAUCGAAAUCCGACAUCCAAAAUCACUUCUUACUGCCACUAUCCAUUUUCUCUCUUUUGCUUUUCUCGGGAAAGUUCGGUUCUCACCAAGAAAUAUUUUUUCCCCUGGAAUCAAACAACACCGAAGACCGAACCAACACUCUCUGAUGCGAAUCGCUUCAUUCUCACAUGGCUCUGCUCUUAAUUUAGUCUCAUGACGAUCGUUGGUAUAUGCCGCCCUAUGCGUUCCCCUUGGGAUCAACCCAUGGAUCGCUGCCUCAGAUUCUUUCCAUGCCUCAUUGACCCUGCUCGGAGGUCUGCGAUGUGCGUGAAAUUGGUCUUGGUGACUGUCCAUUUGGUUUAUAUUGGCGUUCUCUUCUUAAUUGAUGGAGAUUUGAUAGAAAAGACUAAGAAGGAACCGGUGUACACUGCUUGUUACUUGCUGUUGUUCUUUGUUACUUUAAUACAAUACUUUGUUACAUCUAUUUCUUCUCCGGGCUAUGUCCUUGAUGCCAUGAUGACUCUUACUGAGAGAAAUGUCCUAUACAGAAAGACAUCAGAAGCCUCAAGUCUACCAGCUUCAGGCAAAAAUGGGAGUUUCGUUGUUGCUGUCGAGGGAUCUCAGGCAGGAAAAAAUAUUUCAGGAAAUAAUACACCAACUUGGUCAAAGUUAGUGGCAGACUUGUAUCCUAUGGGAACAACAAUCAGAACAUGGACAUGCAGCUACUGCAAUGUGGAACAGCCUCCACGAUCAAAGCACUGUCAUGAUUGUGACAAGUGUGUUCUUCAGUUUGAUCAUCAUUGUGUUUGGCUUGGUAACUGCAUUGGGCAGGGCAAUCAUUGUCGAUUUUGGUGGUACCUUUGUGAAGAGACAGCGUUGUGCCUCUGGACUGGCAUCUUAUAUAUUUCAUACUUGAAGGAUCACAUUAAAAGUUCUUGGUGGCGGGAUGCAAUCAUGAUAGUACUGUUGAUCACUUUGUCAAUCUCUCUUAUCUUUCUGCUUUUGCUACUUCUAUUUCAUAGUUAUCUUAUUUUGACAAAUCAGACUACUUAUGAACUUGUAAGGAGAAGACGAAUUCCUUAUCUAAGGGGAAUUCCUGAAAGAGUGCACCCAUUUAGUAAAGGAGUAUCUAGAAAUGUAUACAAUUUCUGCUGCGGAAGUAGCAGCGUAUACAACAUGGAGCGGCUCCCGACACCUCAGGAGACAGAGGAAAAGUCAAGACCGUACACGUGUCUGGAUGUCGUAACCUGUCGAUGUUGCUGAUGACUGUUGUAAACAAAUUGUAUAAGUAGGAGUCUUUGUCCCUGAGAGUUUUAUUGUGAACUUAAGGCCAUUUGCAGUGUGAUUUUCCAUGUUAUCCAUUCUUUGUUUAAUUGUUUUUUGGAAGUGGAUGUUUUAAGUUUAAUGUAUAGUUGCAGUGCUAGGGUGUGUGUCAUUUUGCCAGUGUUGAAUUUCUCAGACCUGGGAUUCUUGGAACACAGGGCACCAUGCGGAAUUGUUGGUUGUGGUAGUGUUGAUUGUGAUCGAAGCAAUUAAAGUUUAAGGUAAGAUGAAUGAACAGAGUGUUGCUCACAUGCUUUUUUUGA
Arachis duranensis is the source of this 1706-nucleotide messenger RNA. RefSeq names its product protein S-acyltransferase 10. Gene Ontology annotation, cellular component: endoplasmic reticulum; Golgi apparatus. The transcript is spliced from 11 exons. The coding region runs from base 334 to 1383 and encodes 349 amino acids. Gene Ontology annotation, molecular function: protein-cysteine S-palmitoyltransferase activity. NCBI's taxonomy places the organism in Eukaryota, Viridiplantae, Streptophyta, Magnoliopsida, Fabales, Fabaceae. Gene Ontology annotation, biological process: protein targeting to membrane; peptidyl-L-cysteine S-palmitoylation. The record is from RefSeq and is a predicted model, not a curated record.